AUGUCACAGCCAUUCCGAGAUACGUCUAAUAAGACGCCGACAAGCAUGAUGAGAGACUUAACGCUGCGAAAGAAUUCGGCAAGCGCUGGUCGCAAGUACUCGUCGCACACUUCAACAUCCAACCAGACAUCAUUCGCCAAGGGCGGUGCACCAAAGAGCCUUCAAAAUGGAAGCACUAUUCAGAAUCAAAAAGGUCUACGACGGAGAGACGUGACGCCAUCACGAGCAUUUGUUGGAGGAGGCUUGUGCCCUGGACUUAGAACUGGGGGCGAUCGUUAUUGUUGCUUUUCGGCGAAGAGCGGGAGCAGACUUGGAACUCCCAAGUUUAUCUUUAUGACUCCGUGUGUGCUUCAUGGGUGCUUUAUUCGACGUGCGUUCAGCCGACUUCGCGUAAUCAAGAAAUCGACGAGACACAUCCCUCAGCAGCCAGAGCGUGUUCUUGAUGCACCAGAAUUGAAAGAUGACUAUUACAUGAACAUUAUUGACUGGAGCAGUUGUGGCGUCGUUGCUGUGGCAUUAUCCUGCACGUUAUACUUGUGGAACGCUGAUAGUGGAGAAAUUCAGGUUUUGUUUGAGCUUGACGAAACUAACGAAAUGAACCUGAUUACCUCCGUAAAGUGGUCACUAGACGGGAAGUUUCUUGCUGUGGGGUUCAAGGAUGGUUCAUUGAAGUUAUAUGAUCCGCAUCGUGUACCUCCACCGAACGGGAAGCUGGAACUGCGAACAAUGAAACCUCCGCGACAGUCUCGGAACGGUGUGCUGGGAUGGCGAGGCGCAGUCAUUUCAGCUGGAUACCAAUCUGGGCAAAUAAUUCAUCAUGAUGUUCGCAUCCCUAAUCAUAUUACGGGAAUAUGGGAAGGACACGAUCGAGAGGUCGUUGGCCUGCAUUGGUCUCAUAAUCAAACGAAGUUAGCUUCUGGUAGCGGAGACAAUACCGUUCGAGUGUGGGAGGACAGUCACCUUGGAAGUAGCACUUCGGAGAGCCUCUUCGUUCUUGACGAACAUGUAGGAUCUGUUCGUGCGGUUCAGUUCUGCAACUAUAAGUCAAGUCUUCUAGCCACAGGUGGAGGCAUGCAGUGUAAAACCAUAAAACUAUGGAAUAUCAAUAGCGGACAAUUACUGAAAAGCAUAGACACCGGGUCCGCUGACCUAAAUCUAUGCGUAAUCGGUGCAGUUGCCCCCAAUUCUUACCCUUUUUGGUCGCUUUUCAUCCUCAUGUGCAUUGCUCAGGUGAAUGGCAUUGUCUUCAAUAGCGAUUAUAAAGAGAUGAUGUCAGCUCACGCUUGUGGCAAACUGGUCAUAUGGAAACAUCCAAACUACGUGGAGAUCGCGAAGUUGUCCGGGCAUGCACCGGAACGUGCUAUCUCAAUAGUUCAGUCACCAUGUGGCCAGUUUGUGAUGACUGCAGGUGGCGAUGAAGCUCUUCGAACAUGGCAUCCUUUCAAAGUUGUGUUUUGCGAACGAAACCCAGGUCGACAAAAGUACUCAUCAGUUGGCGCAACGCAGCAAGAUGUUCAGCUCAUUGACUAUUCGUUAAUACUUUGUUGGAUGUAUAUUGAUAUUAAUUUUCUGAAAGGCUCUGUGGAGGAAGAAUUACUGGUAUCGUAUUUGCCAUCGCGCUCAUGGAAAACGACAAUAGUGGAAUUGGGGUCUUGGAUGGCGUACAACGGAGAGGUCAGUUCAGUGUUUGUGCUGACGAAUCCAAUCUCCAGCUAUAAAUGUCUCAGCGAUGGACCUCAGUGCUUUCGGUGGGGUGAGGCUUAUCCCCACUUUGAUACCCUAAACGAGAAUCUACAGUUGUACAUGGGUUAUGUUAUACGGAGUGUUCUAGAAUCAACGUGUGGGAAACGUCAUCUGAUGGAGAGGGAGCAGACUUCGUUUCACAGACCCGAUGCUGCCGACUCAACAGUGUCUUUUGCAACCUCGUCUGCGGAAAUACGGGAAGUGAAGCUGCAGGAAAAAAUUGCAUUUGUUCGAGCCAUCGAACGAAGGCAGGAUGUGAUUUUUGGAGAUGGCGUGGCCCAUUCCACUAAAGCUAAAGAGAAAGCAUGGAAGGAAGUGGCCAAGGAAAUGGAAGAAUUGGGUCUGAGAUCAUACGCCGUUUUUUGCAAUCUCAUUAAGGGAAAACGUGGACACGCUUGCGCGACUAUGAUUGGCAGUAUGUUCGACGUCAUGCUUUGUCUCGCUGCGAUAAUAAUCACAAGUCAUCAGAAAAAUUGGGAUACUUGGAUCGGCUCGUUUUGUCUAUUCAUUAGUAACUCUCACUCUCGGUUUUUCGGAGAGGACUCGAUUGAGCAACCACUGCCUGAUACCGCUUACGAUGAUCUCGAUCUCGUCAACAAGAGUCCUGAAAUGAAGCGAGAGACAGAGUGCUCAGUAGAAACGGAAGUAAUGUCCAAUUGUUAUGACGCUUCUUCACAUUCUCAAGUGGCUAGGUAUUCUUCUGAUCAGACUUCAUCAAAUCAGUCUGGUGAUUGUUAUGAUUCUAAUGGUGCUUAUUCCCUAUGUUCUAACCUUAAGAAGGAAGAGGACGGCUUGUGUCUGUCUUUGCCCCAUCGUGACACCUAUUCAGACAGUUCCGUUUUAUCAUCAGUUGAACGGAAUUUGGGAACACCUGCUUACAGUUCAGCGCAGACCUUAUCUGAUGCCAUUGACAAGUCUGAUGCAGUUCACCACUGUUCGGCCAAACGUCCAAGAAGAGCAGAAGCAAACAGCGUCUGCGAUCGUGAUAUCAGUGACGAUUGCGACUUUUUGCGACGAAGACAGCAGCUAGAGCUCAGAAAAAUGGAACUCGAGAACGAAAAAACUCGAAAAGGAGAUUCAAUAUCUGGCUAA
Ostertagia ostertagi is the source of this 2835-nucleotide messenger RNA. NCBI's taxonomy places the organism in Eukaryota, Metazoa, Nematoda, Chromadorea, Rhabditida, Trichostrongylidae. The record is from the annotation of a GenBank genome assembly.